AUGCGAAACAGAUGGCCACCAUCCCUAAGAAAGUCUGCUGAUAUAAAAUCAGUUCCGGGUCUGGAAACCGUAGUGGGUCUUCACCAGCUGAAAGGAUUGGGGUUGGCACAAGAGUUGACGGAGGGAAAAUGUUUGAGUAGAAGCUCUGCACAACGAUUUCUAUCUCACUACGAGAAAAGCGGAUCCUUAGUGAUCUUCAAAAUUCGAACUAGGCUUCUCGUGUGCUGUUUCGAGGCACUUUCGGCACAGGGGAGUUGGAAUUUCAAAGCUGUAAAGCAACUUCUCAGCUUGGGAGACCCUUCCAUGUCCGCUGGAAGUCAUCGCAGUUCGGCGCCAGAUUCACCUCUACGCCAAUAUGAAUCAAUAUCGUUGUCGGCUCUAUAUCUCGAGACUGUCACCCCAAGAAACUAUUUACAGCUUCCAGACACCGAUACCCUGGAUGCUGCACAAUGUGUGGAUCUCAUUCGCCUUGGAUAUUCUGUAUGGACGGUGUGUUCUUGUAUAGUGCAUUUAGAACGACGUCGAGGUUUGGCAUGGAAAGAGGGAGAGUUUGAUGGGGUAUCCACUGCAUCGAAACCUGGAAUCAUUUUCAAACCUGUGAAGAUAUCGAGUUGUCAAAUUGAAGCAAGAGCCAAGAUUGUUAACAAGCUUUACGACGGCUAA
Messenger RNA from Necator americanus (New World hookworm), 663 nucleotides. RefSeq lists its product as uncharacterized. The coding region runs from base 1 to 663 and encodes 220 amino acids. NCBI's taxonomy places the organism in Eukaryota, Metazoa, Nematoda, Chromadorea, Rhabditida, Ancylostomatidae. The record is from RefSeq and is a predicted model, not a curated record. The transcript has 5 exons.